CGCAUGAACGUAUCGGUAUGUGGCUAGCAUAGAAAGAUCUCAGCACUCUUGAAACUCGAGGAGAAGGAAGCUGUUAUUAUUGGAGAAUGGAUGCAGCUCUUCCUAUCAUCGCAAUAAUAGCUGCUGCUGCUGCAACAUUCUACGCUGUCAGCUUUAACGAACUGCGAGAGAAAUCCUUCAGAGAUCUGGACGAGUCGGAGCCUGAGACUGGUGGCGGUGGUGGGUUCAGGUCGUCUGCUAGUUCAAGAGAGACGAGAGCGAGGAGGAAAGCGGAGAAAGAAGCAAAAAAAUGAUUUCGUCUCUUCCUCGAUCCGCCACUUUUUUAAAACACUUUUUAUUAAUGUUCUCUCGAUCGAGUAUAUUGUCGGAGCUAGUGUUGUUUUCCGAUGAAAGAUAGCAGACUUGAUUGUUCACAUGGUUGCUCCGUUGCUGAUGGGGGAUUUCCGCGUUCUAUCUGAAUAUGGUUUUUGUCGGAAAUGUUUUCUUUAGAAAUGUUAAUUUAUUCUCUAUGUGGAGAAUCUGAAGAUGAUUUUUGUUGGAAAUAUUUUCUUUAGAAAUGUUUGUGAACAGCUUCGGUGCUUCAUGGCA
Molecule: messenger RNA, 588 nt
Organism: Asparagus officinalis (garden asparagus)
Lineage: Eukaryota; Viridiplantae; Streptophyta; Magnoliopsida; Asparagales; Asparagaceae
Exons: 2
Coding region: 87-293 (68 amino acids)
Source: RefSeq, a predicted model, not a curated record